Messenger RNA from Leptidea sinapis, 8509 nucleotides. It is a transcript of the gene rho-5, whose product is annotated as inactive rhomboid protein 1. The transcript is spliced from 12 exons. Gene Ontology annotation, molecular function: serine-type endopeptidase activity. Lineage: Eukaryota; Metazoa; Arthropoda; Insecta; Lepidoptera; Pieridae. Gene Ontology annotation, biological process: regulation of epidermal growth factor receptor signaling pathway; regulation of protein secretion. Bases 515 to 2500 code for a protein of 661 amino acids. Gene Ontology annotation, cellular component: endoplasmic reticulum membrane. The record is from RefSeq and is a predicted model, not a curated record.
CUACGUGGGGGCCGCUGCAGCCAGGCGCCUGGCUUGCACACCGCCCCCACCUCCACCGCCAGCUCUUCAACUCUGUGAUCCCCAGGAACCUCCAUGUUGUGCUCAAGCUCGCAGAAGAAAUCAACAAACACACGACUGGAGAUCAAGCGCUAGUCUAUUAGCACCACAACUUGCGUGCCAAAACUCACCAGGGCCAGCUUCGGCAGCGCCCCCCCACGUGCCGCCUGCUUCACCCCCCCGAAUAGUAUCUGCACCCCCCGUAUCCCAACCACCCCCCGAAGCAAUACCCCAACCAGAACACGAAGACGGCGUCAGAUUAAGAAGGGUUCACACCGUAGCUGUAAGAGAUUAUCUAAAACGAGAGACACAAACGUUUUUUGGUGUCCAGAAGGAUAAUGAAAGGGAACAAAGAAGACUGUGGUAUGAGAGACGGAGAAGACAUGCGGCGAGAGCACUCGGUGACCUCCGACUUGAUUUACCUCCUGAUCAUCAUCCUGAUGAUGAUGAUAUUAGUAUGUAUGGUGCUUCUGGCGCGGCCCCCAGGGAAGCCCGGGGGCGAAGUCGCGAGCGACCCGACGUUCUACCGGCGCCGGCGUCGCUCGAAGCCCCACCUCCCUUGCAAAGCAUACCUGGGAAGGAUAGCGUGGCAAGACUCACACUUACUGGACUCUCUUAUGUUGUUACGGCGGUGACCAGACGUUCCCGUCAAUCUACCUCGGCGCAGUGGUCACGAUCAUUUCGAGGCAGCGCGACCAGUCCGCACGAGGACGCGGACUUCGACGACGUGUUCUUUGCCCCUACGUCACUCACCUCACCCCUCAACCAACACGUCGACAUCGAGCCUGACGAUGGACACAAAAGUGUUCGAUCUCCGCUGGGUUCAUCUGGAGUGGAGUACAGAAGACCGGAGAGAAAUGUCUCUUGGAGUGCAGGAGGUGUUCGAAUACACACACCAAUGUUGGAGCCUCUGGCGGACAACUCCAACCGGAGGCAGUUCGGGAUGGGAGUUGUUGGGAGAUUUUUCCGGCGAUCACUUCGAAAGUCGGUAGCACAUCAGGAGGACGUGGCUCGUCAACUAGACGAACUGACGGAUUACCGGCCCUACUUCACGUGGUGGGUCAGCACAGUGCAGACCUUGGUACUGCUUCUGUCAUUGCUGUGCUACGGCUUCGGACCAGUCGGCUUCGGACGGCAUACACACACAGGACAAGUCAUGUUGAAAAGCCUUAGUUUACAACAGGUCGAAUGGGAAGAACCGGCUUCAUUUUGGUUGGGUCCCCGGGCGGCAGAUCUAAUACAUCUAGGAGCUAAGUUUGCGCCGUGUAUGCGGCGGGAUGCCAGGAUAGCGAGGGCAAUAGCGGCAUCUGCUAGGAGAGAAAGAGACACAGCAUGUUGCAUACGGAAUGACGAUUCCGGAUGCGUGCAAUCUUCAAAGGCUGACUGUUCGAUAAGAGGAUUAAUAGCAAAGAACACAAUAUCAACGUGGAAAAAAUGGUCUUCGGGCGAUUCAGGGCCUGGAGGACGCAUAUCAGGGUCUGUGUGUGGAUUAGAUCCAAAAUUUUGUGAAGCACCUCGAUCGAUAGCACCGCACGAAUGGCCGGAUGACAUAACAAAAUGGCCGAUCUGCAGGAAAUCGGUUCUAGAUGGUUCCGCUGCAGCAGGCAGAGCUGGGCACGCCGCUGAACAUAUGGCGUGUGAAGUAAUAGCGCACCCAUGUUGUAUUGGAGUACAUGGCCAGUGUGUGAUUACUACAAGCGAGCAUUGUUCAUUCGUGAAGGGCCACUUUCACGAAGAAGCUUCCUUGUGUUCACAGGUAUCGUGCCUGGAUGAUGUUUGCGGAAUGCUGCCGUUUAUGCGCAGACGUCGUCCAGACCAACUGUACAGAGCGUGGACAUCAUUAUUCGUUCACGCUGGUCUGUUACAUCUGGCAGCAACGCUAGCCCUUCAGUGGCUCUUCAUGAGGGACUUGGAGAAAAUGGCAGGACCUGUUAGAAUAGCUGUUAUUUAUUUGGGUAGUGGAGUAGCUGGGAACAUGGCUUCUGCUAUCUUCGAGCCAUACAGAGCUGAGGUUGGUCCUGCAGGGUCACAUUUUGGUCUACUCGCAUGUUUAAUCGUAGAAGUGAUUGGUGCAUGGCAUCUUUUGAAGCACCCAAAGCGGUCUUUGAUGAAACUCAUCGGACUAGCAAUGUCCUUGUUUCUCUUGGGACUACUGCCGUGGAUAGACAAUUUCGCGCACGUAUUCGGAUUCGUUUUCGGUUUCUUAUUAUCAUAUGCGCUUUUACCAUUCAUAACAUUUGGACCGUAUGAGCGGCGGCGAAAGAUUGUUCUAGUGUGGGUGUGCAUGGUUUCUGCCGCUGGUAUGUUGUGUGCGUUGAUAACAUUGUUUUACGCAGCGCCUGCGUAUGAGUGUACCGCGUGUGCGUACUUUACAUGUGUGCCAUUUGCUCCUGACAUGUGUGCGUCUCAGGAUGUUCGUGUGCGGCAGAUAGAUGGCGUAUGACGGCGCGCGGCCCGGGCGCCCUCGCCGCCGCCCCCGCCUCGCCCCGCGACCCCCGCGUCUCCCGCGACCUACAGCGUCUGCCGCCGCGCCGUAUCGCAGCUGCAUACUAACAAGUGUUAUAAAGCAACCUGUUCGUACAUUCAAUAGUAAAAUCUGCACGUGGUCAAAUUGGGAUGCUACGUUUUGGAACUGAGACAUGCUAUGAUCCGUCGGCUGGCCAUAGUAUCAAUGCAAGUUUAUAUCGAAGCUUGCGAGGUGAUAAUUAUGGCACAUUGUCAGUUUUAGGUUUUUAUUUUAAAUACUAAUUGAAUCCUUGCUAAAUUGAAAUAGCCAAUUUAUAAUUACUUUGACAAGACCCUUUUCCAUUUUGACUGCGCGCGUCUUGUGUAUGUUCGCAUGAAUCUGUCAUUAUUUAUUAAAUAGAGGUAUUUUGUACCACUGUCUUAUAUAAAGUAAACGUACCUGUUGUAAAGUGCUAUUUUUCACUGGUCAUUAUGGACAAGUCGUAGGUAUAUUGUCAAAGCCAUUAUAUGACAAAUUCACUAGUAAUAUUAUAAUGAAACGGUAGAUUGUCAAUCGAUUUCAUUUCUUAUGAUUUGACGGCCUGGUUUUAGUGACAUUGUAAUGUCACGGGUACACUAUAGUGAUAUUAUAAUAAAUCUAGGUAUAUUACAAAUGAAGUUAGCAGUGUGAGAUGUCGAGCGUUCUGAUUGGUAAAUGUUUUUCAUACGCAUUAUACAAAACAAUUACUGUUGAAGUAGUAGUGAAUAAGGGCCGAUUCGGUUCCGGCACUCGCUCGCCACUGCCGCGGCACGCUACGCUCGGCUCAUCCGUUGUGAUUAUCAGUGUAAAUUUGUUUUUGGGACGUACUAGUGAACAAAGGCUGAUUCGCUUAGAUAACAAUUACUUAGUUGAUUACACUCAUCUUUAUAGAUGUUAUUUAUCUAAAGAUAAUGACUAUAAAAUAAAUGCAAGUAACAGACCAAUCAGAUGCGGCUUCAUAAAGACCAGUAACAUCGUCAAAUUAGAUUGCCUUACAAUAUCACUAUAGUGUACCCGUGACUUUUGCCAACAUUCACACAGCUGAUUUUGCAAACCUGUUGUUAACUAUUUAUAUGUCACAAUAGUAAUUUUUACUACAAAUUGACAGUAGUGAUAAAUUUACAAAUCGAAGAAAUUCAUUGAAAUUAUAUUUAGAAGAAAUUGAAGAUCGAUGUUUUAGACAAACCUUGAAAAGUGUCCUUAAUUUAUUCACUGCCAUUAAAUUCAUUGCAUAUACAUAAUUGAUUAUAAUUAUCCAUAUAAAUAUUUUGAAUGUCAUUAAAUUAACCACUCGAUUUAUAUUAAUUAUCCUACCCACUUUAUAGCCAUAUCAUGCAACCGAAUGUGUAGAUAAUAAUACAAAACUUAGGAAAACUGAAAUGCGACUUACUAAAUAUAAUUAAUCCCUAUUUUUCUAUAGAAAUAAAUUGAAAUAAAAUUGUUUCAGCCCAAUCGAAGUACAAUAGCAUGCAAUUCACUCACAAAAAUAACUCUUUACCAGAUCUAAGUUUUGAAAACACCGCACUGUAAGCUAAGGAACAUUUCAUUCGAAACGGGUAUGAAUAUAUUUUCACAAUUAAUAUAAUCAAUUUGAUUUGUACGAGAAUUAUUAACAAUCUUGUUGAUAGAGCGAUCUACAUGAGAGGAAAUAUCGCAUAAUUUUGCAAUUACAAUUAACUAGUCUGAAAGCAUGAUUGUUUUAUAAUUAUGUAAUCGCUUUGUGUAUCGCGUUACAUAUUCGUUUUGUAAAUAAGCUGUAUAUAUCUAAAAAGUAACUAUAAGGUGUAAUCUUAUUAUAUUUUUAAGAAUGUAAAUUGUGAUAGUGUUUCUUUAUAUCGGAAUCAAUCAAUUCUUAUGACGUUAAAUGACAAGGCGAGAAUUUGACAAGCAAUUUGGCAAGACAUCAUUAGUUUUCAUGCUUUCAUAAAUCAAAACUCCAUGUAUGCUUAUGUAAUUACAAUAUAUAUACAAUAACAAUUCUUUUAAACUGAAUACAGUAAAAUGAAGUAAAUAUAUUUUGAUAAAUUUGUUGCAUAUAAAAAUUAUUUGAAAAUGCUUAGCCGGUUCGCACUUAAGGCGUAUAAUAGUUUAACAUGUUAUUCUUUAUUUUAAAUCUUUUGUGUGAAUUAUUAUAUUUCUAAAUUAUUUUGGCAAUCGAAUGAAUUGUAGCCCUUAUUGGUAUUAUUACUUUACAUCUUAAGUGCUAGCCAUGUUGGACUACAGAGAUCUAGACGUAACUGUUAAAAUUGAACGCAGUCGAAAAGGACAAGUAGGAAUAGAUUAAGGGCAUACACUCAAAUCAGAAUCUCUUUUACUAAAGGGUUUAAGGGUUAAAGUGGGCUCAAAUUCGUCAAGGCGAUUUGUAAGUACUUAAGCGCCUUAUAAUAUUUUUUCAAUAUAAGAUAAAAUAACAUUUAAGUAAAUAUCUAGUUUUGUAACAAUUGGUAGAUACCAUAAAAAAGUUGUAAAAGAUAUUUUUAAAUUUAAUUCCAUUGUAGUAUUUUUUUAUAUCAAUUAAAGUUCUACCGCCAUUUCAGAAUCAAAUUACACUCUCAGAGAAGAAACUGCGUAAGAAAACUGAAAACUCCCACAAUAUUCUUAUUAUUCUUGCGCUCUUAUAGAUAAAAUACAGUUUAUACAAUAUUUUAAUAUCAUAUCAUUUGCUGUGUACAUUUUGCAGAAAUACUUUACUCAACUAUUUUUUAAUUUAAUUUUCUAUUGAUUAUAUUUAUUUCAUUCGUAUUUGGUAGAUAAAAUCUAGAUAAUAUUGAAGAAACUAAUAUUUCACAAAAUUAUAACUACCCGCAAACAGCAAAUGAAAAAUAGAUAAAAUCUAAAAGUAUGUUGAAGGUAAGCCCUUAAAUCUGAAACCCUAACUGAUCUGCGUGCCUUUAUCAGUUUGAAAUUAUUUGUUUUGAAGUAAAACAACGGUUAAAGAAAGUUGUUUUGUCAAUUUUGUAUUACUAAGUCAUUGUAUAGUAGGUACCUGCAUUGUAACAUUAUAUGAUUUCCAAUAACGCUAGAGAUUAAUUUAAUAAUAACUAUUUAUCAUUAGUGUAUCGAUAUAAUUCAUUUGAUAUUGUUAUAUUAAGUUGAAGUAUUUGUAAAUUUCUAACGAAUUUAUUAUAAGCUAGGCAUUAGGUACCGGCGUACAACUUUUUCUAUAACUACACAUUUCGUUAGGUAUAUUAUUACAUAAUAUAAUAAAUAAUUAUUAGUAACAUACUUUUAUAUUUGUUUUGAAAGAGUCUUUGUGCUCAAAGUUCAAAUUAAUUCAAUAAUAUUUGAAGUCGUUUCCGUUUUUAAUGAUGAAUAAUUGAAUGAAGCUGAAUUAAAAUUAAAAUAUGUCUGUUUAUUGAGACUUAUAAUAAUUACAAAUCAAACAUAAUAAUAUGAUUGUUUUCUAACAGUUUAAAUGAAUACAGAUUGUAGCGAAGUUCCGCGCAAAAUUUUUUAUGUAAUUUUUAUAAAAUUAUAUAUUCACUGCUACUUGCAUUGACAUUUAUUAUUGAUAAUUCAUUAAUUAUAUACAUUUAAAAGUAGGUUAGAUUUAUUUUAUCGACAAGGAAUGGAUAAACGAAAACACUUCCAUUAGGAACAUCGUGAUUUUUGUUCAAAUUCAGUUCAGUUUCUUAUCUUAUCAUUAUAUCAAUUAUAUUAUAUCAUUUUAAUGUUAGAAAUCAGAGAAAAAAAGAGAGCAGCAUGUGUUGAAUAGAACAUGCUACAUUCACGGACGAGUAAAAAAGAAGGACUCCGCGCCGUGAUAUUGACAAGUGAAGCACCUUUAAGCCUAGUGUGUGUGCAGUUACGGGGGAUACCAGUUAACACAAAUUAUGUCCCGUUAUUAGCCAUAUUAGUUUUAACUCCUAUUUUUUAAUAUCUGAUAGAUUGUUUCUUAAAAUAAAAAUAAAUAUCGCAGGAAUAGUAUGAGUAAAUAAAUAAAUUAAAAUAAUGAAUUAUCCACUUAGAAAACUAUUAAAUGCAUUACCCAAUUUUUCGGGUUAAGUCCUUAUUUAUUUUCCGGUCACACUGGAUGUUACUAUCACGCGUAGCGGAGGUUUUGUGUUCCAAACAUCGAAUUAAUUUGUAUAAUGACAAGAACAUAAAAUAGUGUGAAAACUACUAUUCUGUCUGUGAAAGGUAAUUCCUUCACACUUUAUUGUACCCUAGCCACAGUAGACAUACAUACAUAUUCAGUGUACCUGUACUGAAACUCCCUUCAUACGUUCGAAAUGACACAUUCCCACAAACAUGCGUAUUGACGAGGCCCCUAAGCGGUUUUCGCGGUCAAUACGAGUCGAGUGCCACGUUGUUAUUUGUUUCCGCGAUAUUUUUAAAAAUGCCAGUGCUCCAUUAAAAGUCUUGGUUUUCCGUUUUUAAACUAUAAAGUAAUAUAGUAUAUAAGAAUUAUUUACUGUUAAAUUAUUAUUAUAAAUUAGUAAGCAUUCGAAUUAUAAGAUCGUGAGAUCGAUUAUAAUAAAUUCGUGAAAAUAAUUCACAAUGUUAAACUGAGAUGGCGGCUGCAAUAUUAGCUAUCAAUUUUUUAUAUGAGUGUGGUUUGGUUUUUGAGGAUGCUUUUUUAUAUUUAUUAAUUUUGUGCAAAAAAUAGUUACCUACAUAUGAUUGUCAUGGUUUUCGUGGGUGUUGAAACCAAUACCAGCUAAUGCUGUCAAAAUUAAAAUUCAAGAUGGCGGAUGGAAAAAAAUUAUUAACUUUUUCGGCACGGGUGUCAUUUUUAUGGUUUUCGAGGGUGCUAAAAUAGCUAGUCCUGUCAAAAUGUAAAUACUAGAUGGUGGCCGCGUGAAAUUGACAAUAUUUGCAUAAUGGCUUUUUUGGGAGCUCAAACUGUAAGUGCUGAAAUAGAUAGUGCUGGCAAAAUGUAAAUCCAAGAUGGUGGCUACAUGAAAUUAUCAACUUUUAUCUUAAAAUUAAAAAAAAUAUUUACAAGAAAAACUUUCAGUAAAAUGAUGUUUAAAAAUAUUACAUAACAGUCAUCAUGCAGACUAUAAUAUUGCAUUUUACACUAUAUAGAUAUCGUACAUACACAAUACAUAAAAAUCUUACGCUUUUUUACUUUUUUACGCUCCGCAACGCCCCAUGAGGAACUUCGUUCUAAUCCUCGCUCCUUUUUUAAAGUCGGUUAGAAGAACCUGACAACCCUAUUGCUUCAAUGGAGUGUACGCAAAUGUAGGUAAGUAUUUUAUCAACAAGGCUGAGUUUCCAUACUGUUACAUUUGUCUACUGUGCCCUAGCAUUGAUUCACACGACUUAUCAAAACAGGGCAGCAUUUUAUAAAUAUUUAAUGCGACGUAAACAAAUCUGUCACAGACAAUGGCAGAUGUCAUAAUGGCGGCUGAUCGGCUUGUAUUAGUAUAAGUGUGUGCGUAUCAUUGUGUAUUUACACGUUAACCGGUUUGUUUUGAUGCUUCAGUAUUAUGUAGGUGACACGGAGUCCUUUUUUUACUCGUCCGUAGCCACAAUGAAUUAUUUCACAGUUACAUUGCCUCUCAGACUGUAAUAGUAAAGAUUCGACGUGAGUAUUAAGACAGAUUUACAUUGUUUGAAAUCUGUAUUAAGUAGGAUUGUUAAUUCAUCUACAAUUUGCACAAAGCCUUGUUAUUUUAGCAACGUGAUCUUUACUAUAUAAACGUGUUUGUCAUUAUAAAUAUACUCUUAUCAAGUAAAUGGAUUGCACGUACUGAACGAUGUAAAAUGUGCGUAUUUUUUUACCUAAAAUUGUGUCGUGUUUGAGUGAUGUGUACAGCUUAAUGAUAAACAUUGUUAAGGUGUUAUCUAAGUGCCCUUGCGGUCGCUAGCGCUGGACCGGCGAAUGGUUUCGGAAUUUAAUAUAAAGUACCCUUACAUAUUGUACAUUGUGAACAUAAAUUAUUGUAAUAGUAAUUACAUGAUAACGUAAACUUAUUGUACUUAGUAAUAAUCGAACAAAAAAACCUUAUUAUCAUAAUA